This is a messenger RNA of Panicum virgatum (switchgrass), 933 nucleotides long. RefSeq names its product trihelix transcription factor DF1-like. The transcript is spliced from 3 exons. Lineage: Eukaryota; Viridiplantae; Streptophyta; Magnoliopsida; Poales; Poaceae. The record is from RefSeq and is a predicted model, not a curated record.
AUGAUGCGCUUCUUCGAGGGCCUGAUGCGCUAGGUCAUGGAGCGGCAGAAGGAGAUGUAGCAGCGCUUCAUCGAGGCCAUCGAGAAGCGGGAGCAGGACCGGAUGAUCUGCGAGGAGGCAUGGCGGUGCCAGGAGGUGGCGCGCCUCGCCCGCAAGCAGGACGCGCUCGCCCAGGAGCACUCCAUGGCCGCGUCCUGCGACGCCGUCGUCGUCUCCUUCAUACAGCGGGUCACUGGGCAGACCAUCCCGAUGCCCUCCGUCGCGCCGCCGGCAUUAUUCAUGACACAUCCGCCGCCCUUGCAGCCAACACAGCAUCAUACGCCGCCGCCGUCGCAAGAUACGACGCCGUCGCCGUCGCCAUCACCGUCUCGGUGGCCCAAGGCGGAGGUGCACGCACUGAUCCAGCUGCGCACGGAGCUGGAGGCGCGGUACCAGGACUCGGGGCCCAAGGGCCCGCUGUGGGAGGACAUCUCGGCGGGGAUGCGGCAGCUAGGGUACCGCCGGAGCGCCAAGCGCUGCAAGGAGAAGUGGGAGAACAUCAACAAGUACUUCAAGAAGGUGAAGGAGAGCAACAAGAAGCGGCCCGAGGACUCCAAGACCUGCCCAUACUACCACCAGCUCAACGCGCUCUAUUGCAGCAAGGCGCUCGCCUCCUCGUCCGGCACCGGCGUUGCCGCCGCAGCGGCUCCUCCGCGCCCAGCUCAUCAUCAGGCAGCAGGUGGUGGUGUCACCGUCAUGGCCGCGGUGCCGCUCUCCCAGGCGGCGCCCCACAGCCGCAGGAGCAAGCAGGACUGCAGCAACGGCAACGGCAAUGGGUGCGCGGGCAGGGGCAGCAGUUCGGACAACGGCGGCAGCUCCGUCCAAGGUGCUGGCAGCGGCAAUGGCGUCGCGUCGAACAACAAGCUGCUGAUGGGCUCCUAUUUGGAGAAAUAG